Messenger RNA from Epithele typhae, 2346 nucleotides. Its product is annotated as polysaccharide lyase family 8 protein. The coding region runs from base 1 to 2346 and encodes 781 amino acids. The record is from RefSeq and is a predicted model, not a curated record. The transcript has 9 exons. Gene Ontology annotation, cellular component: extracellular region. Gene Ontology annotation, biological process: carbohydrate metabolic process. Gene Ontology annotation, molecular function: carbohydrate binding; lyase activity. NCBI's taxonomy places the organism in Eukaryota, Fungi, Basidiomycota, Agaricomycetes, Polyporales, Epitheliaceae.
AUGCUCCUCGCUGUCUUUGCGUCGCUCCUGGUCUUCCUACCUCUUGCAGCGCGCUCGCUCCCCUCGUUCACGCAUGCUCUACCCAACGCAUCCGUCAAGAACUCGCAAGGCCUUUCCCCGAGAGAUGUAGACUUUAGCACCAUGCGCUCUCGUCGUGUCGCCCUCGCCAUCGGUGCGAUCAACACCACACUAGUCCCAGAGAUCGACUAUUGGCUCGACACGCUCAACGCCGAAGGCAAGUGGCCGGACUCCGAGGUUAACUACGCUACCGGCUGCGACGGACGCCGCGCGAACUGGCCGGCGGAGGAGCAUUGGGUUCGCAUCGAAACACUCGCGGCCGCAUGGCGCGGCGGUGUGCCGGGUGCAGAUGCAUAUGUGAACAGCAGUACGGUGCUUUCUACCGCGUCGCGUGCCAUGGACUUCUGGUUCGCGAACGACAUGCCCAACCUCGACUGCCUCUACAGCGGCGGCAGCGGCCAAUGCCCAUGCGGGACCCCGGCUUCUGGAACACUAACUGGUUUCCAAACGUACGCUGCCCUCGCUAUCUCCGCGUUUGUGGCGGUCUCGUGGGCAGAAACUGACUGCGCGGUCCGGCAGGUGAUCGCGGUACCUGUGCUCAUCGGGGACACGUGCCUCAUAUUGGGCAACACCACGCUCUCAGACACACAAUACGGGAAUUGCACAAACAUCCUCGAGCGCUCAUUCGGCACGUUUGCCUCCGGCCAGGGCUUCCUCGCGGGCGCGAACAUCCUAGACAUCGCCAAGUGCGGGAUCACCGCAGCGCUGCUCGCGGAGAACUCGACAGGACUCGCGGACGCGUAUGGACACGUCCACCGCGAGGUCGUUGUCCACGACGCGACCUUCGGGCAGCACACCGGCAUCAUCUACAACGGCAACUACGGCAAGGACUACUCCAACGACGUCAUCGCGCUCGAGAUCACCGCCGGGGGCACCGAGUUCGCGGCCGGUGACGACAGCAAGAGCGCGUUCGAGACGCUUAUGGAUGGGAACCUGUGGAUGAUCUACAAGAACAUCAAGACUAGCAUUCUCCAUUGGGACUUUAGCGUCACUGGCCGCAUGAUCACCUUCGCCGUCUCUGACGAGCAGGCAACAUCGAGCAUCCUGAUCAAUACCACCCUUCUCGCAGAGCUCGGUCAGCUCUGGGGAUCGGACAUCAUCAGCUCUGCUGCCUCCCAACUCACUUCAGAUACCGACAACGCAAACGUCGGCUCUAUGAACGGCAACCGUAUGUUCUACGACAACGACUACAUGGUGCAUCGGGGAGACGGGUACGUCACCACGCUGCGGAUGUAUUCCUCUCGCACGGCCAACACGGAAUGCGUGAAUGUUCAGAAUACGGUCGGUUUCCACCUGGCGGAUGGUACCGUGUAUACGUACCUGGAGGGAGACGAGUACGAGGAUAUUGCUGGGAUGUGGGAUUGGAACUUGAUUCCUGGCAUCACAACGGACUACGGCAACACUCCUCUUAGCUGCGGUCAAACUGAGGCGAUCGGUACAGAGGCCUUCGUCGGAGGUGCCUCGGACGGCACAAUCGGGGCGGCGCGAUGCGCUACACGAACGCGCUUACAGGCGCCUGUCGUUCCAGAAGGCGUGGUUCUUCCUCGACGACGACGUGCAGCACGUCAUGCUCUCCAGCCUCUCCUCCCGUCCUCCGCGCCCGUCUUUUCCGUCCUCGACCAGAAGCGCCACUCCGGCCCCGUCCUCCUCGACGGCGCCCCGCUCGCCCACGGCGGCAACUUCACGCACGCGCGCACGCUCUGGCACGAUGGCGUCGGGUACGCCUUCCCCCCACCGGCGCGCCGGUCUCGGUCGACUGGGGCACGCGCACGGGCAACUGGGGCGCGGUCGGAAUCUCCGCCGCGGGGUGCAGUCCGCGACCUGUUCUCGGCGUGGGUCGCGUCGCGCGCCCGCGGACACGGAGUACUCCGUCUUCCCCGCGACGAACGCGGCGCGUUCCGCGCGAAGGCUGCGAAGGCCGCGGUGACGCUCGGACGCGCGGUGUACGACGGGUCGCACCACGUCGCGGCGGCGGUGUUCUGGGACGGCGCGGGCGGGAACGUGACGUUCACGCCUGGGCUCGGGCGUGCGCCUGUCGCGGUGUCGGUACAGGGGGGCGCGAUCGUCGUGUACCGGCUGGACAAGGGCAAGGUCACUGUGGCGGACCCCACGCAGACGCUGUCGAACGUGGAGGUGACGCUCGAGGUGGUCGGGCCGGGCAAAAAGCCGACCGGUUCGGCGCAGAACGAGAGUGGUGUGAGCGUCGCGCUGCCGUCGGGAGGGGCGGGGGGGAAGAGCGUCACGACGUCUCUGCGAGACGUUGCUUGA